Drosophila teissieri is the source of this 763-nucleotide messenger RNA. RefSeq lists its product as uncharacterized. Bases 40 to 417 code for a protein of 125 amino acids. The record is from RefSeq and is a predicted model, not a curated record. The transcript has 2 exons. NCBI's taxonomy places the organism in Eukaryota, Metazoa, Arthropoda, Insecta, Diptera, Drosophilidae.
CGUUGGCAGUUGUUGCGUGUUGACAAUGUGUCAGGUCUAAUGACCAAACAAAGCCCAUCCUGGACUGGGUUCCAUGUCAAACGAAGGAUGCUGCGACUUGGGGUAAUGGCCAACCAAGGCGGUUGCUCUGCUGACAGCCCUGUGGUUUCUGUCACGCGCAUUGAAUCAGAAUCUGAAGCCGAAGCUGGAACUGGAGAUGGAACUGGAGAUGGAGCUGAAGCUGGAGCUGGAGCCUCGGUUGCAUUUCACUUGAUGUCCUCUCCCACUUGUCGUCAUCGCUGUCAGUGCAGCGGAGAAGGCGACGUCCUGGGUGUCCUGGGAACCCUAGAAGUCGUCCUGCGAGUUGUCCCGCCCGUCAUCCGGCUGCUUAAUGUCAACUCUUGGCAUUUUGUCUUAGCAGCAACAGAAAAAAAUUGAAUUUAUGAUAGGGACUUUGGGUGUUUGCGCAUUCUGCUGGCCACGCAGAUUUUGCACCGAUAGCUUUUGGCCUGGCUCAGCAACUCAAUUCCGUCGUAAUGCUGCCACCAAUGCUGCUCCUCCUCGAGCUUUCAACGGAUUCCAUUUCGGCUCCCUAACGCAAAUCAACUGACCGAGCUGGCGAAUUGCGGAUUUCAAAUGAAUUUUGCACUUUUCAAUCUAGAACUUCAUUAAUUUUAGCGCUCUACUUGCACUUAAACUUGAGCUUUUCUUAGUUUAAGCUAAGAAUGUGUUGAUUCCUGUUUGGUAAGAAGGCAAAGAUAAUUUGAUGUAAUUAUUUCCAAAG